GAGGAGGAGGAAAAAAAAACUUAAGUCACGCCCGAUGAUUGAGACACGAGACAACAUGGCGACGAGCAGCUGAAUAGUCAAAUUGCAUCAUAUUUUUAACGUUUUCCGGCAAGAUGUCGCGGCACAGGGACGUGAGGAACCUGGACUACGACGAGGAAUAUGACGAGGCCUGCGACGACAAUGUUUACGGACACUCGGUUGACGACAGCGAGUAUGGGGUGUCUCCGGGCAUGGAGCAAUACCUGUACAGCCGGAGCCGGGAGAACGCUCACGGCUUCGGACUUUACUUCUCUACCUCGGAUGACAUCAAAGAGGAGGAGGAGACCAUGGACGGGACCAAGCCGCCAGGGGAGGACCGCAGCCGCCAUGACUCCGCCUCGAGCUAUGAGAAGCCGCCACUCUCCCCGGAGGACGAGGUACGUCUGGCCUCUGUACUGGACGAGCUCCGUAACAUCCUCGGAGACAAAUACAGUGAAGGGGAGCUCACCCAAACCGUCCUGGUCCACAACUUCCACCUGGAGUCCGCCCUAAACGCCCUCUUGAAUCGUUCCGCCUCCGCAGCCUCCGCCUCCCCCGCCUCUCCGCUCUCCUCCGCCCCUCCUGUCUUCCCCUCCGUGCGCUCCUCCUCCUCCUCCUCCUCCACCUCGGCCAUUCCAAUGAGUUCUUCCAAGGUGUCGUCAGAUCCUUUGCCACAGAGGGAGAAGAGGAACAGGAACAGAGGUCCCCCCACCCCCCCAACCGAGGGCAUCCAGCAGCUCACCCUGACCCACAACCACGGGCCGCCACGCACCCCUUCAGCCGCCGCUCCGCCCCCACCAGCCGCCGCCGCAGCCGCCACUCCCCGCGCCCCGCCGGUGGUCGUCAGCCGGGGCGCGUCGGUGACCCCAAAGGUGGUCCGGGGCUUUGAGGUGACAGACGGCAUGGCGGUCACCCCGGAUGGCAGCCAGUUAGCCGCCACCGCCGAUCUGGAGCCGAACAGUAAGAGGAGUCGUUCCAGUACCCCAGUCCAGGCCGCCGGGAACGGAGCAGGAGCAGCCGCCACCGCCACGCCCAACGCUGCCGCCAAGGCCCCGACCAAGAUCCGGGACAAGGCAGUGGAUGUUUUAGCGGAGUACCAGCGGCUGCGUGGGGCGGAGCAGAACCUCUUGAACUUGGUGGUGGUGGGCCAUGUGGAUGCUGGGAAGUCCACAUUGAUGGGACACCUCCUCUACCUCAGGGGUACCGUUGCCCAGCGCACCAUGCACAAGUAUGAACAGGAGAGCCGCAAGCUGGGCAAGCAGUCCUUCAUGUACGCCUGGGUCCUCGACGACACCGAGGAGGAGAGGUCCCGCGGCAUCACCGUUGACGUGGCCCAGCGCGUCUUCACCACCGGGCAGCGCACAGUGACCCUCCUGGACGCGCCCGGCCAUCGCGACUUUAUUCCGAAUAUGAUCACGGGCGCUGCGAGGGCCGACGCUGCUGUGUUGGCCGUUGACGCUUCCACUGGGGCGUUUGAGGCGGGGUUUGACAGUGGAGGACAGACCAGGGAACACGCGCUGCUGGUCAGGUCCCUCGGCGUGUCCCAGCUUGUCGUGGCGGUCAACAAGCUGGACACAACCGAUUGGAGCGAGGAGCGGAUGAAGGAAGUCCGCCACAGCAUCCGCCAGUUCCUGAAGGGGGUCGGAUUCAAGGACGCGGAUGUGACCUAUGUCCCUUGCUCUGGGCUGACGGGUGAGAAUUUGGUCGAGAGGUCACCUGGCGGCGCCCUGGAUUCCUGGUACAGCGGCCCAACCCUCCUGGAAGCCAUUGACACGCUGAAGGUCCCUGUGCGCGCCGUGGAGAAGCCUGUGCGCAUGUGCGUCUGCGAUGUGUACAAGGGGCAGGGCGCGUACAUGUGCGUUUCGGGCAGGCUGGACGCAGGCUAUUUACAGGCCAAUGACAGGCUGCUGCUGUUGCCUCAAGGGGACAUUGUAGGCCUAAAAGCCGUACAAACAGACACACAAACAGACAACCCCAGUGUGGCCUUUGCUGGCGACCACGUGACCUUGACCCUGAGCGGCGUUGACCCUGCGGCCCUUCAUGUGGGGGACUUCCUCUGUGACCCCAUGCACCCCAUACCUCUGACCUCCAGGAUACAGGCGCGGAUUGUGGUCUUCAACAUCACCGUUCCGCUGAUCAAGGGAGCGCAGCUGGACUUCCACUACCAGUCCGUCACCGAGCCGGCCAGCAUCCGCAAACUGGUCUCACAGCUCCACAAGACCACUGGGCAGACCCUUAAAGCCAGGCCACGCGCGCUGCCCAAAAACUCGGCCGCCCUCGUGGAGUUAGAACUGUCGCGCUCGCUGUGUCUGGAGCUAUUCCGGGACUUCAGGGAGAUGGGACGGUUCAUGCUGCGGGCUGGGGGGUCUACAGUAGCGGCCGGACUCGUUACUAAGAUUCUGGCCUAGGCGGAGACGGAGCAGCCAGUCAACAUAUAUUUAACCUUCGCUGUGUUGCUGUUUCCCGGGUGUGUUGAGAGCUCCUGCAACACUGGCGGACAUGGGAAGCCUGGUGUGGGGGUGUACAUGUGUGUGGAGGUCAGGUUAAGUUAAGUUAGGGGUCAGUAUUGCCAGCUAGGACAUUCAGGGUUUGUGUGUGAGAGAGAGAGAGAGAGAGAGAGAGAGAGAGAGAGAGAGAGAGAGAGAGAGAGAGAGAGAA
Molecule: messenger RNA, 2676 nt
Organism: Eriocheir sinensis (Chinese mitten crab)
Lineage: Eukaryota; Metazoa; Arthropoda; Malacostraca; Decapoda; Varunidae
Gene: HBS1
Product: protein HBS1-like
Exons: 14
Coding region: 114-2426 (770 amino acids)
Biological process (GO): translation
Molecular function (GO): GTPase activity; GTP binding
Source: RefSeq, a predicted model, not a curated record